Molecule: messenger RNA, 306 nt
Organism: Lactuca virosa
Lineage: Eukaryota; Viridiplantae; Streptophyta; Magnoliopsida; Asterales; Asteraceae
Source: the annotation of a GenBank genome assembly
AUGUCCAACAGUCUCUGGCGGCGUGUGUUUGCAGCUGUUGUAGAGGGAGGAAAGCAGGCGGUGAAGGAACAAGUGGCCUCCGGGAAAUUUAAUCUGCAGGAGCCAAGUAUUGUGGUGGAAAUGACUCAGGCCAUGUAUGCUUCUGUGAGGUCGUUCAUGGAAACGGAUUUUGCCUCCCUCCUUCGUUUGGUUGAGCUCGACUUGGAGGGCCUUCCCCAGUUGUGUCGUGAUCCUGAUGUUGAGUGCAACCCUACUGAACGUGACCCUUUCAAAGUUGGAUCUUCCUAUAUUGCUCUCGGUAAGUAA